UUGUUCUUUGGUUGUUUUGUUUUCUGUUUUUGUUUGGGAUUUGAGAUUUUCAUAAAAGUAUCGUAGUAAAGUUAUAAUAAAGUGCGUGAAGUGCAUUUUAGAUGAGAGAUGGUUCAUAUUAUUUAUUUUGGAUUUACCAAAAAUGAAUUUUCGCCUUUUGACAAAACAGCGGCUGAUUGUGCUAUGUAUAAUUUUAGCUGUGAUUAUUAGCGGGAUAUAUUUGAAGUUACAUUACAUUCAAGACAAUUUUAAAGGCUCUAACGAACGAUGUUUCACAGAAUUAACAUCAACUAAAUACCAGUUAAAUGUUGUUACGGAAUACAAAAACCGCAUAGAUAAACUGCUGACAGAGAUGGAGAAGAAACACAAAGCAGAAAAGGAACAAUUCAGAGAAAUAAUGGAUAGCUGUGUCGCAAUGAAACAACAAUCUCUUUUAUGUCAGAGCCAAUUUGAAGACUUACAAAGUGAAUGCAAAAAGGUUAAGGAAGACUAUGACAAACUUAUACAAGACAGGGAUAAAAGGAAGCCCUCAUAAGCUUUAGGGACUACCUACCUACUAAUUAAGAUUUAUUAUAAUUACAAAUGGUUAACCUAAGUACAUAAUCUCAAACAUGUUUUUUGGAAAAAUAUUUUUUUCAAUAUGUAAACAAAUAUUGAACAAAUGAAUACCUAGGUACCUACUAAACAUCUAUACUAAUAAAUAAAAUUGGAGUGUC
Maniola jurtina (meadow brown) is the source of this 716-nucleotide messenger RNA. RefSeq lists its product as uncharacterized. Bases 143 to 535 code for a protein of 130 amino acids. The transcript has 3 exons. The record is from RefSeq and is a predicted model, not a curated record. Lineage: Eukaryota; Metazoa; Arthropoda; Insecta; Lepidoptera; Nymphalidae.